Molecule: messenger RNA, 1557 nt
Organism: Metarhizium brunneum ARSEF 3297
Lineage: Eukaryota; Fungi; Ascomycota; Sordariomycetes; Hypocreales; Clavicipitaceae
Source: RefSeq, a predicted model, not a curated record
AUGACAAAGUUCAAGAUGGAGGUUGUCGCUGCGGUGGCCGCUUGGGCGUUGACGUCUGCCUGCACCGGUCUGCCUGCGGUUCGCGAUCUCGUCCCGGGCCUCUGCCCCAGAGACAUUGACGAGGCGCAGGCGCUGCAGAGCAGUCUGUCACCCGGCGCCAAGGUGUACUUUCCCGGCUCGCCCGAGUUUGACGAUGCGUCGACGCGCUGGUCUACGCUGAGCCCGCCCACGGUGAAUGUCGUCGUCGUCGCUGCGACGGCCAAGGACGUCUCCGAGACGGUCAAAUAUGCAAACAGGAAGAAGCUGCCGUUCCUGGCGUACAAUAGCGCCCACGGGGCCAUCACCACGCUGGGCAGGAUGAAGUCGGGCGUGGAAAUCUACCUCGACCAGCUCAACACCAUUGAGGUCGCCGAGGAUGGACAGACGGCCACGAUUGGAGGCGGCGCGCUGUCCAAGCACGUGACUGACACCCUGUGGGAUGCGGGCAAACAGACAGGCAAGUUGAGGUGCUGCCAGUUGACCAGAGUCACGGGGACCUGCGAAUGCGUCAGUCUCAUGGGGCCGGCGCUUGGUGGUGGCCACGGCUGGCUCCAGGGCCAUCACGGCCUCGUCGCCGACCAGUUUGUGUCCAUGGACGUCGUCUUGGCCGACGGGGAGCUGCAAACCGUUGACCCCGAGUCGGAUCUCUGGUGGGCGCUCAACGGCGCCGGCCACAAUUUCGGCAUCGUCACGUCCGUGACCACAAAGGUCUACGACAUCGAACACCGCGACUGGGCCAUUGAAACCAUCGUCUUCUCCGGCGACAAGGUCGGGGCCGUGUACGACGCCGCCAACAAACACCUGCUCCAGAACGGCACCCAGGCCGCCGACGUCAUCAACUGGUCGUACUGGCUGCACGAUGCCGCCGCCGACCCCAACAACCCCAUCAUCCUCUUCUACAUCAUCCAGGAAGGCGUCAAGGCAGUCGACGCCAGGUACACGCAGCCCUUCCACGACCUCGGCCCCGUGGCCGUGACGCCCAUGAGCGGAACGUACAAGGACCUCGCCGGCUGGACGGGCAUUGCGCUCUCGUCGCCCCCGUGCCAGAAGGCCGGGCUGGCCAACCCCCGGUUCCCCAUCUACCUGCAGUCGUACAACGUCGAGGCGCAGGAGGAGGCGUACGAGGCCUUUGCCGACGCGACGCGGGGCUCGUCGGCGUUCAACGGCUCCCUCUUCAUGUUUGAGGGAUACCCCGUGCAGGGCGUGCAGGCCGUCGACGGCGAGUCGAGCGCGUUUGCCUUUCGCGAGGCGCACCUGCUGGCGGCGCCCCUGAUCACCUACAAGCCCGACGGGGCCGAUCUCGACAAGGAGGCCGGCCGCCUGGGAAACCGGCUCCGCGAUAUUCUCCACAAGAAGAGCGGCCUGUGCAACGUCCGAGCAUACGUCAACUAUGCCUUUGGCAACGAGAACCCCAAGGUGUGGUACGGCAGUGCGAAGUGGCGCCAGGAGCGGCUCAAGGAGCUCAAGAAGCAGUAUGACCCUCUGGGCAAGUUUAGCUUCUUCGGGCCAAUCGCGUAG